Molecule: messenger RNA, 802 nt
Organism: Manihot esculenta (cassava)
Lineage: Eukaryota; Viridiplantae; Streptophyta; Magnoliopsida; Malpighiales; Euphorbiaceae
Exons: 2
Coding region: 139-381 (80 amino acids)
Source: RefSeq, a predicted model, not a curated record
GGCAACGUUUUAACGAGGGCAGAGGCAGAUCCUUCCCCUUAGUUCUGCCUUCAGUUCUCUUCCUGUGGCAAGAGCCGACGCUAUCACUUCAGCAGACUCCAUAGCUGAAGGGAACAUAGCACACACACAGAAGGGAUCAUGGUAGGGGCAUUUUGGGGGACAAGAAUAAUGGAGAUAGUAAAGAAGCAUGAUUCAGGAGGUCUAGUCUGGAAGAGAAUAAAACUCACCACUACCCGUAAAGCCAACGCCAAGAAGCGACUCCUCAGGGUUUGGCAGAAUGAAGCUGUGUUGAAGGCAUGUGCUGAGCCACCACCUUCAAAAACUUCUAUGGCUGAUACCGUUGGUGCUGCAGAGAAAGAUAGCACCAACAGCGUAUCUUAACUUGCGAAUGAGUAAGAAUACAUGUCACUGGCAAGGAUGUCAUGCAGUUGCCAAUUUGUUGAAGACAGUUUUUGUUGCCUGUUUGUCUGGGAUUAUUAGCGUGUUUGUCUGUGAUUUUAUUCACGUAGAUAGAACUUGGGUUUGGUUACUUCUCAAUUAUCUAUACAAGCAAAAGAUGUUUUCUUCAGGAGCAUGGCAUACUAUGAUCUCAUCUUGUGUAGGUAUUGGUUUUAGUGGAGAAAAUGAAAAUUAGUGUAUUUGAAAGAUUUUUUCUUUUUCUUUUUUUGAGAACUGAAUUUUCAAAUUUGCUGAAUGUAGCUUGAUGAAAAACUUUUUGGGAACAUUGAAUGGCUCAUUAGUAAAAAAUGUUUGAGAGAUGAUUAUCUCUUGGAUGACAUUUCUCAAGACCAUCCUUGUGGCA